AUGCCGCAGAUCCGAAUGUCUGCGACGUCCACGACUAACAACUCCAUGGAAUCCAGAGGACAACCAGCAGGGAGACUACGGGGAAUUCAGCCACAGCGCGACCCUCGCAGGGCAAGUGAGCUGGACUGCGAGUCGAUAAGUACGUUGUUCUGCUUUGAGACACUAAUGGCCCGCCACGACUUCUUAUUCCGUGGACGAAGUCACACUUCUCUGUCAACUUGGGUAAGCGACUCAACGCGAAACAGAAGUAAAUAAUUGAAAGGAAGGCUUUGAUAGCUAAACACUCGCGGGGUAUUUGCACUACUUGUGACUUGUGCGCCAAACUAGGUCAGCAAUUUCUGCGUCGCGGUCUGCGCUCUGUACAAGGUGUCUGCGACGUAAGAUGUGCCGUGCAGUGGAACAUCUGAAGUCGGUCAGUGAUGUUACACAUUGACGUGUUCAUCGACCAGUCCUGAUUGCAGGUUGGGACAGGAGUGAACCCUUUUGACAUUUAGAUAUUUCAUAAAACCAUCAGGGUCGGCCUCAUAAAGAUGACCAACCACAAUGAAGAAACAUCAUUGGAUUGUCUUACCUGACUUCUCUACCGUUAUCAGCCAGCUAAACUUCAACCUUAGAGUAGUUCUACCUAGUUACCUGUAUCACACACUAGACUGAGUUGAGGUGGUGCCAGUAGAGCUGAGAAUUCAUGCAGUGACAUUUUAGUACCACUCGUCUUUUGAGAUUCGUGGAUGAAAAGUUAUCGUGUAGGCCGAAGAGUGUAAACAUUACCCACGCGUGAGUAGACCCUGCUUCCUGUUCAAAAAAUGUUUCUGUCAUUGAGCUUCAAGGUACCCAACGUUUUUGCCAACAUCUCGCGUGCACAUUUACUGACCUAGAGCGGGAAGUGGAGUGUGACUAUGCGCGUAAACACUUUCAUUCUUGACAUAUACAGUGCGUUACGUAACUCACGAAGUGUGUCGAAAUUUACGAAUGAUUCCCAAUCACUCGCAAACUGACACCACUUCAUGAGUACAAUGUCUGUAUUAAUUAAGUAAAAGUUUAAAAGAUUUAAAAGCAUAAAAGAAAUCAUAAAGGCAGUGUUGCCUUGUUUAGAAAUGCCGAUUUUUUAGAACAGCGCAAUAUCCCGAAAACGUCGAAUUUUCCGAUGGGUUUUCAUUAUUGCCGACGUUUCCGUCGCCCUCAUAGGCGCCGAUUUCCUAGCUCACUUCAACCUGCUAGUCGAUUUGAGGAAUCGCCGACUCGUUGACUGCAUCACCGACCUUCAUGCCCGAUGUCAAUCCGAUGUGAACCCCUGCGUCAACCCUCUCACUGUUAUGCCCAUCUCUGACUGUCCUUUCCACUCACUCCUCAGGCAGUUUCUCCGCCUGACCAACCCGUCAUUUCGUGAAGUGGACAUCAAACACACAGUCACUCACCACAUUUUCACUACCGGACCUCCCAAAUCUUGCCGAUCACGUCGUCUUGCUCCGGACCGUUUGAAGAUCGCCAAGGCAGAGUUCGAUCACAUGCUUGAGCUCGGCAUCAUCCGACAGUCCGACAGCUGCUGGGCAUCACCCCUCCACUUUGUCCCCAAGAAGAACGGCGACUGGCGACCGUGUGGUGACUAUCGGGCGUUGAACUCAGCGACGGUCCCCGAUCAGUAUCCCGUCCCGCACAUCCAAGACUUCACUCUUUUGCUACAUGGUAAGCGAAUAUUCUCUAAGAUCGACCUUGUGCGCGCCUACCACCAAAUCCCGAUCGAAGCCAUUGAUGUUCCGAAAACUGCAGUGACCACUCCUUUUGGGUUAUUCGAGUUCACUCGUAUGCCCUUUGGUCUGAGGAACGCCACUCAAACCUUUCAGCGAUUCAUUGAUCAGGUUCUGCGAGGUCUCGACUUCGUCUACGCCUACAUUGAUGAUUUGCUGGUGGCUAGUUCUGACGCUGCUGAACACGAGAUUCAUCUUCGACAGCUCUUCGAACGGCUCGACUCCUACGGCGUUAUCAUCAAUGCCGCCAAAUGUGAGUUUGGAGUCCCCAGUCUUAUCUUUCUUGGUCACGAAGUGAACUCAGAUGGGAUAAAGCCCGUCCCGGAAAAAGUUUCGGCCAUAUCAACGUUCCCCGUCCCGACAACCAUCAGCCAACUACGCCGAUUCUUGGGGAUGGUGAACUACUAUCACCGUUUUCUUCCCCAUGGUGCCACCAUACUGCAGCCUCUCAACAGCUUGCUGACCCACUCCAAGAAGACACUAGUGAUGACCGAGGAGGCCGUCAGGUCCUUCAAUGACGUCAAGGCCGCACUUGCGGACGCAACAUUGCUUGCCCAUCCUCGCUCAGAUGCCCAACUAACUCUCAUGACAGAUGCUUCCAGCACUGCCGUUGGUGCGUCACUUCAGGAAACUGUUAGUGGUGUUCUACAGCCUUUGGCUUUCUUCUCGAAGUAGCUCAGCCCAGCAGAGACCCGCUACAGUGUCUUCGGCCGCGAACUCCUUGCCGUCUAUCUAUCCAUCCGGCACUUCCGCCAUUUCCUCGAGGGCCGUGAAUUUGUUGUUCUAACAGAUCACAAGCCACUAGUUUUUGCACUGAGGGCCUCUCCCGAUCGCUACUCGCCCCGUGAAAUUCGUCAUCUCGACUUCAUCUCACAGUUUUCCUGCGACAUCCAACAUGUCCACGGUAAGGAAAAUGUGGUCGCUGAUGCUCUUUCAAGAAUCGAGAUGGCUUCCAUCACAACAGACGCCAUAGACUUCACGCUCAUGGCUGAGGCUCAACGAUCGGAUGGCGAACUUCCCCAAUACCGCCACGAGAACUCUUCUUUACGCCUUCAAGAUGUCCCCCUUCCCACUGGCACUGGCACCAUCACGUGUGACCUUUCUACCGGACACGAACGUCCUUUUGUCCCUGCAACUUUACGACGUUACGUGUUCAACGCCCUUCACAAUCUAUCCCACCCUGGAGCCCGGGCGACGGUGAAACUCAUCACUGACCGAUUCGUCUGGCCCAACAUCAACGGGAUGUACGGCGUUGGACCCGCCCCUGUCUACCAUGUCAACGAGCCAAAACGCAUCGGCAUACUAUUACUCCGCCAGGAAUUUUCGCCACCCCUGAUGGACGCUUCAGUCCUGUGCAUAUUGACCUGGUAG
Molecule: messenger RNA, 3116 nt
Organism: Spirometra erinaceieuropaei
Lineage: Eukaryota; Metazoa; Platyhelminthes; Cestoda; Diphyllobothriidea; Diphyllobothriidae
Source: the annotation of a GenBank genome assembly